This is a messenger RNA of Macroventuria anomochaeta, 600 nucleotides long. RefSeq lists its product as uncharacterized. NCBI's taxonomy places the organism in Eukaryota, Fungi, Ascomycota, Dothideomycetes, Pleosporales, Didymellaceae. Bases 95 to 436 code for a protein of 113 amino acids. The transcript has a single exon. The record is from RefSeq and is a predicted model, not a curated record.
GACACGGAAAUGGUGCGAGUCAAGACGUUUCGGCGGUGUGCUAGUUGGCAAGUCAUUGCGUCUCCGAGGUCCGCUCCGGCGCUGUUUGAGCGCAAUGUUCUUUCGGCGGCUUGCUAGCAGCGGCCAGCCUCAUCUUCUGAUUCUACAUAGUGUCAUUGCGCGCAAAUCAUCAAGUCUCACCAGUAUCGCGUCAGUCGAUUGUCCUCCCGAAGGCAAAGUUUGGGUCGCUUACCGGGAGCCAAACUGGCUUCAAAUCGGCGCGUUUUGUGUGUCCUCGCGUACAAGUUCGUUCCAGCAUCAUGCUGGAACGUGCAACGCUGGAGGAGAUGAAGCUCGCAGGUUCUCACGGACCACGAGGGGAAGACAAGGGCAAAUACAAGGCGUCAUUGAACCUCGGUGUCACUCUUGCUGCAAGAUUGGAUGGAUCUUGCUUUGAAGCGGACUGGCCAGUGCAAUUUCGAUGUGUUUGGGAAUGCCUGCCGCGAGUCGUAAGAACUGAUCAAGAUGUUCAGGUACCCGCGCAAAGAUUGGGCGGUAACGAGCGGAAUGGCAAGCAUGGAUGAGCUUGUUACGACAACUGUCCGGUCGGGUGAUUGUUAU